This is a messenger RNA of Lobosporangium transversale, 1109 nucleotides long. Its product is annotated as mediator complex subunit 27-domain-containing protein. Gene Ontology annotation, biological process: regulation of transcription by RNA polymerase II. The coding region runs from base 141 to 1043 and encodes 300 amino acids. NCBI's taxonomy places the organism in Eukaryota, Fungi, Mortierellomycota, Mortierellomycetes, Mortierellales, Mortierellaceae. Gene Ontology annotation, cellular component: mediator complex. The transcript has 9 exons. Gene Ontology annotation, molecular function: transcription coactivator activity. The record is from RefSeq and is a predicted model, not a curated record.
GUGGCUUUUUUUUAAGCAAUUCCCCCAUCUUCCCCCGCUCUAAAAACAUGGCCAAACGAGCACGACUCAUCUGGUGCAAACAGAAAAAAACACACAUACACAGAUAAAGGAAAGAAAAGAAAGAGGAGAAAGAUAUCAUCAUGCCAGGAACAGAAGACAUUGAGGCGGCCAUUGAAAAGAAUAAGAAUUCAUUGCAGGACAUUGAACACAUGAUUAACUCUCUCAACGAUGUUCGAUCCUCUGUUCACCAUAUCUUUCACAUUCUACAAGGACGUACAGAGCCAGAGUCAGGGAAUGCCUUUCGGGAACAUGCAAGGUUUACAUAUACCGCUUUAGAAUGUCUAGCCAAACUGGCACUCAGUUCUGAUGCUGUCCUAAACGACGCACAGGCUUUGGAACUUCCAGUAUUGCAAGGACCAUCUCCAAUAUCAAUAGAAGUCAAACGAAAAGAAGCAUCGGAAGAAGAGAAAAACAAUGCAAUACCAAUUCGCAAAACAUCUGGAGAGGCCGGCGGAUCUAUAAUUGAAUUGAAGAACAAAGAAUAUCAAAACCUUUCGGUUGACGAUACGCUUCGAUGGUUUAGCAGGACAAUGAGAAAGUCUAGUCAAAAAGUUCGAGCUACGCGUCUGGAUACCCAGGAUUCCAUGCCAUUCACGACAGUAAAAGUCAGUGUAUCAGGGGUUAUGAAUGCAUUCAUCGUCAUGGAAACAAAUAAGAAGGGACGCUGUACAUCUAUAUCUCGCCUCGUAGUGUUUGGUGCAGGAGAGGAGAAUCCUAUCUGGGAAGACUCAAACCAUCUUGUGUUUAGGAAGAUCACCCAGAUUGCAAUCGGUGCGGUUGAUUGCUUCAUGACGAAGGAACCACGAUCACUUCUUGGGAUUGUUCUGGAAUGGCUAGCAACAUACAGCACCUUGUUUACAGCACCAUGUUCAGGAUGUGGGAAGCAUUUGUUCUUUGAUUCCCAGCAAUUCAAACACCUCCCACCAACAUUGUAUACAUAUAAUCAACCCACACAACCAUAUCACCCCCAAUGCUUAGCAUAAGAUACAAUGAGAAUGGAAGUUUAAGCCACGUACUAUGAAAUAUUUGACAUUUAAUAAAGGCUCUCC